GUGUUUCCCAUGACGGAGGCUGUGGUGUCUUCUUCUUCGGAGAAGGAAGAACAAAAGGGAGCUUCUUACACUUAUUGGGUUCGCAAGAUUACCGAAGACGCUGCUCCUUUGCCUGUUCCUCACAAGCUUUCUCCUCAAGAUCCCCAAUCUCAACCUAAUUCUGCAACCCUUGGUUCUGCUUGGAAUCGCGCUGGAACUUGGGAAGAGAAAAGCCUCAACAAUUGGGCAACUCCAAGAAUUAAGGAGUUGCUUGUUUCAGUGGGCUCCAUUAAGUUAUCCUCUGGCACAGCAAAAGUAGAAGAAGUUACCAAAUGUAUUGGGGAUGCAUUCUUGGUGAUAGUUCGGAAUAAAAAACGAGUUGGUUACACAUAUGAGUUGACUUUAAAGGUCAAAGGGGAAUUGAAUUUGAGAGGAGAGAAGAAGUCGGUUGGAGGCCAUAUAGAUGUCCCAGAAUUCUCGUUUGGCGAGUUGGAUGACUUGCAGAUGCAAGUGAAACUAAAUGAAGAUAAGGAUAUGUUGCCUCAAGAUAAGACAGAGAUAUGCAACGACUUGAAGAAGCUAUUUUUAGAGCCUGUUCGAGAAAAGUUGCUUCAAUUUGAGCAAGAACUCAAGGAUAGAUAGGAAAGGCAUUUUUUUUCUUUGUUUACAAAAGCCAUGUAUUAGUUUCACUUUUCAUUGCUAAUAUUCUACUGGGGACAUGUGAUUUCUAUUUACUGUCUCCAGAAGUAGUGGUGUUUUUAAUGUUAUUUUUAAAGUGUUAUGAACUGCAUGAUUAAGCAUUGUUAUCAUACAUUUUAAUAUGAUACAUGUGGUGUGUUCAAGAGUAAA
Arachis ipaensis is the source of this 828-nucleotide messenger RNA. Its product is annotated as chaperone binding / ATPase activator. NCBI's taxonomy places the organism in Eukaryota, Viridiplantae, Streptophyta, Magnoliopsida, Fabales, Fabaceae. Gene Ontology annotation, biological process: protein folding; positive regulation of ATP-dependent activity. The record is from RefSeq and is a predicted model, not a curated record. Gene Ontology annotation, cellular component: cytosol. Gene Ontology annotation, molecular function: protein-folding chaperone binding; ATPase activator activity.